Messenger RNA from Ostertagia ostertagi, 411 nucleotides. The record is from the annotation of a GenBank genome assembly. Lineage: Eukaryota; Metazoa; Nematoda; Chromadorea; Rhabditida; Trichostrongylidae.
GUCGCAAUCCUUCAUGCUUGUUGUGUCCAACUAUAGGCGGUGCAUUGAAGUGCACAGACACGAAUCAAUGGGCGCACGUUGUGUGUGCGUUAUGGAUUCCAGAGUGCCGGUUUGGAGACUUCGAAAAACGAGAGCCUAUAAUCCGUAUCAAUGAAAUAAAGGAGGAGAGGUGGAGUGCGAAGUUGGAACUUGAUCCGUUACUCGUAGCUGACGUCUUUGCCUAUUGGGUGAAAAAGCGCCUGCAUCUGAACAAUGGGAAACCACUCAUUGAAAACUUGCAAGAUGAAAUCAAGGUUGUCGAACCGGAACCACCACAGCUGGAGUUACCUGUAUAUACUGAGUAUAAUUCUCAUGUUUCUUCGCCGUCUACAGCAGUUAAAAGAAAACGUGGUCGUCCGAGGAAAAAUCCAG